Protopolystoma xenopodis is the source of this 345-nucleotide messenger RNA. NCBI's taxonomy places the organism in Eukaryota, Metazoa, Platyhelminthes, Monogenea, Polystomatidea, Polystomatidae. The record is from the annotation of a GenBank genome assembly.
AUGAACUACGAACUUCUUCAAAGUUCAUCAUCUCUUCGUAUCCGCAGAAGUCCGAUGGCAACAAAGCAGGACAUGGAUGGUAUAACUUCGAGUUUGACCUUUCAUGCCGAUUUCUCAGAACCAAAUGGACGUCGGUUAGCCAACCGGCUUUUUCGUUUCCUCUUCAAAUGGCACAUUUUAUGGCGGCAUAAAGUGUAUGCAGACGACCAUUUGCAACAAGCCAGUGGCAAUAGUCAUGACCCGGUUGACUGGGCCAGGACACAAUGCCGCUGCCUCGUGGGCAAAUGUCUGCCUGGCUGGCUGGGCUCGAAGGUCUCGGUUCGAGUCCCGAUUUGGGCAGAAUGA